This is a messenger RNA of Kalmanozyma brasiliensis GHG001, 2256 nucleotides long. RefSeq names its product Protein kinase, C-terminal. Gene Ontology annotation, molecular function: protein serine/threonine kinase activity; ATP binding. Lineage: Eukaryota; Fungi; Basidiomycota; Ustilaginomycetes; Ustilaginales. Bases 1 to 2256 code for a protein of 751 amino acids. Gene Ontology annotation, biological process: protein phosphorylation. The record is from RefSeq and is a predicted model, not a curated record. The transcript has 2 exons.
AUGCUUCGAGGCUUGUGGCCUUCGGGCCCAGCAGACCAGACAACUCCGAAGGCAUCCAGCUCGCACUCCAAUGGCGGCGAGCGCAACCCCUUCGACGCUAUGCAGCCUCCUGCCAUGACAAAGCAAUCUUCUCGCUCAUCGCUCAACACUUCCAUCAUUAGCAACCAUCUGCCAGGUGAUGUGACACCAGGCAUGCGAACCCCAGGCGGCAUCAUGUCCCAGUCGGCCAUUCCUACUACCUCCAUCUCGCUCAACGACCCAGACUUUACCAUGAAGCUACCGCCGCCAAAGCCCAAGGGCGAUGUCAACAUGGCACCGGCACAGCCAAUCAACAACGGCAGCGCACCAACAUCCGGCACAGCCUCUCCUGCCCUGACCGGCCCCUCCUCCUCCUCCGUCGCCCACAGCACCAGUGGCAGCACCACUCCAUCCUCGAACGCGAGUCAGACGCGCAACACCAACGCGCCGCGCGGUCAUCUCACCGUCAAGAUCGUCGCUGGUCGCAACCUAGCCGUCAGGAGCCCCACUGCCCGGCCCUAUGCUGUGGUUCAGUUCGACAAGAACGAGUUCAUCGGUCGCGAGCCCAUUGACGAGUCUGGACCCGAAGCCAAAGGCGUGGCACAGCCCAGAUCCGAAGCCGGCGAAUCUGGCCGAAGUCGUGCAAAAACCGUCACACCCGCCGACGCGCUUCGAACAGGUCAGAAUCACAACCCCGUCUGGAAGCACGAAGUCACCUUCGAUGUCACGCAGGACUCGCAGCCCAUCUACAUCAGCGUCUACGACCGUCACUCGGAGGACGAGGGCUUCCUCGGCAUGCGCGAAAUCAAGCCUCGUAUGGUCCACAAGAUGAUGAGCGAUCAGUGGUAUCCGCUCUCGACUCGAGAUGACGAGGAAGGCAUGGAGAACCAGCGCGGCGAGAUCCGCGUUCAAAUCUCGUACGAGCGCACGCCGCACAAGAAGCUCACUCCGCACGACUUUGAAUAUCUCAAGCUCAUCGGACGCGGCACCUUUGGUCGUGUCUUCCAAGUGCGCAAGAAGGACACCAAGCGUAUCUAUGCAAUGAAGGUCCUCUCCAAGCGAGAGAUCGCCAUUAAGAAGGAGGUCACGCACACCAUGGGCGAACGCAAGAUUCUCGAAAAGUCGCUCGACUGCCCCUUCCUGGUCGGUCUUAAGUUCUCCUUCCAGAGCGCCACCGAGCUCUACUUUGUCACCGACUACAAGUCUGGAGGCGAGCUCUUCUGGCAUUUGCAGCGCGAAGGUCGCUUCACAGAGGAGCGAGCGCGCUUCUACAUCGCCGAGCUGGUCCUCGCGCUCGAGCACCUACACAAGUACAACAUCGUCUACCGCGAUCUUAAGCCUGAGAACAUCUUGCUCGACGCAACAGGUCACGUCGCGCUGUGCGAUUUCGGUCUCAGCAAGCCCGACUUGGGCGCUGGUCAGCUGACCAACACGUUCUGCGGUACCACCGAGUAUCUGGCCCCCGAAGUGCUGCUCGACGAAUCGGGCUACUCGAAGCUCGUCGAUUUCUGGUCGUUGGGUGUUUUGCUGUUCGAAAUGUGCUGCGGCUGGUCGCCCUUUUACGCAGAGGACACGCAGCAGAUGUACCGCAACAUUUGCUUCGGCAAGAUCAAGUUCCCUCGAGGUGCCAUCGGUGACGAUGGAAAGCAAUUUGUCAAGGGUCUUCUGAAUCGCAACCCGCGCCACCGUCUUGGUGCCUCCCGCGACGCACAGGACCUCAAGGAGCACCCCUUCUUCAAGGACAUCGACUUCGAAGCGCUCGCCAAGAAGCAGCUCACGCCGCCAUUCAAGCCUCUGGUCGAGUCGGACGAGAGCGUGGCCAACUUUGACCCCGAGUUCACCGAGACGGAUCUCAAGGACGUCGCUGUCAUUCCUGGCUUCGAGGGCGAUUCCACCGAGGCGGCACAGGCGCUGGAGAACGGCGACAUUCUCUCGGAGAAGGAUGCCAAUGGCAAGGGCGUGGCGAUCAACAAGGGUCGAGGUGGGGACGAGGAUGACGACCACUUGCUCACCAGGAGCAUCCAGGACAAGUUCCGAGGCUUCAGCUACAGCGGAACGUACGAGGGCAGCGUAGCAGGCAGCUUUGGUGGUAGGAGAGGCUCAAGUGGAUUCGGUCUGGCAGGUGCCAGCUUGGGGAUGAGCAGGAUGGGCGUCAACGAUGACGACGCCAUGGCAGACGAGGAUCUGGCCGCGUUGGAGCGCCAGCUAGAUGCGGACGAGGUGAUGGCUUCUCGCUAA